Messenger RNA from Didymella exigua CBS 183.55, 990 nucleotides. RefSeq lists its product as uncharacterized. Lineage: Eukaryota; Fungi; Ascomycota; Dothideomycetes; Pleosporales; Didymellaceae. Bases 1 to 990 code for a protein of 329 amino acids. The record is from RefSeq and is a predicted model, not a curated record. The transcript has 3 exons.
AUGGAUUUCCAAAAGACCCUCUACGGGCCUCUCAACGUAACUCUCAACGACCGCGGCAUCAAGCAAAGACUUCUUGAUUGGGGACCUUACUUCAGAUACUACGACAGGCAAUGCCGAGAGGCCCUAGUCGAUCGAGGUCGCUUUGUGGCGGCCAAAUCACACUAUGAUAUCUUCAGCCUCACACGUUGCUUCAACAAAGGCGCCACUCGAGAAAUGAUCAAGGAAGAUCUGAGAUCAAAGUUCCCCAUAUCCGGAAACUCUAAUGAAGAUGAGAGGGUAGAUGGGGCAAUUGAUCUAGCAGCGCGGCUGUACCUGAUGGUCAACAUUGCAGUUGAUACUCGAACAAUUUCCGAGCAGAUACACCUAGGGUGGACCACGGGAAGCCUGAAAGAAUGCGUCCAUGCGCACUUCAAAGAGCCACAGAUCUUGAGUGAUGCUGGAAUCAGGAUGGAACCCAUUUUCACAGCGGCCAAUAUCGAGAACGUUGCAGGUCUCCGAGUAAUAUCCACGGAUAAUCUUGCAGAUCACUUGCGAUUGAUGGAUCGGGACGGUACAGUCGCCGUGUUCUGUAAUGUGUCUUUCCUGCGGAGACAUGUCAGUGACGCGUUCCCGGAGGGGCUCGCAGCCGAAACACUCAAGACACUGUCCCUGCUCUUCCCACCAAAUGACAAGGAUACGCAACACUGGAUACGGAAGCGCAUCAACUCCGAAGCUAUUGACAGGGCCGUGGCUUCUUGUGCCCUCCUGCGACUUGAAGAAAGGCAGUUUGAAAGGUUCAACUUCUGGCACGAUCGGCUCGUGAUUCUGAAGCAAGCUUUCGAUCAAUCCCGGCCCUCAACGAUUGCCCAAUGGUGGCACGACCGCCGGAAUGGAGUUCAAUGGUACACGUUCUGGGUGGCAAUCCUUGUUUUGUUCCUGACAAUUUUCUUUGGUCUGGUGCAGAGCAUUGAAGGAGCUCUACAGGUUUACAAAGCUUUUCAUCCGAGUUAA